Molecule: messenger RNA, 1698 nt
Organism: Cynara cardunculus var. scolymus (artichoke)
Lineage: Eukaryota; Viridiplantae; Streptophyta; Magnoliopsida; Asterales; Asteraceae
Product: APO protein 4, mitochondrial
Exons: 3
Coding region: 303-1277 (324 amino acids)
Molecular function (GO): RNA binding
Source: RefSeq, a predicted model, not a curated record
AUGGUUGGGCAAUUGUUUGAAAUUUGAAAUUGGGCGCAACUUGAAAAACCACCUAAUGAUUUGUGUUUUUGAUACACUAAAGCAUUUGAUUCCUAUCACAGAAUUACCAAAUUUGUAAAUUGUGGCACAGGUAUAUGCAUUAUGCUCAGGCCUUUUAGAACUUUGAGUUCCACACUUGUUUUGCAAUACACAAAGUGAAUCACUAGGGGAUCCCACACUUUUAAUGAAAAACAUAGCUGUUUGAGGAGAAGUGAGAUGGGAAGUUGCCAUUGUGGCCUGUGAGAUUAAGAUUUACAUCAGAGAUGAAGAACCCUGGACUAUGGUAUAGUGCAAUUAUGGUGCAAAGGUUGAUUGGAAUAUCCCGACACUACCGAGCAAAUCCAAAAGUAGAUUUGAAGAAGCUGAGACCCAUGAUCCUCAAACGGAUUGAGAAUCGAGCCAAAGAUUAUCCUGUUAAAGCCAUGGUCCCUGUCGCCUAUGAUGUCCUAAGGUCCCGAACCCUUUUGAUACAAGGCGUAUCCAUCCUUCUCCAAGUAAUACCCAUCUGGUCUUGCAAAUUCUGUCCAGAAGUGUAUAUUGGGGAGAAAGGUCAUGCAAUCAAGACUUGCCAUGGUUACAGACGGCAUGCCAAGAACAAGGUUCAUGAAUGGAUCAAAGGGGGCAUAAACGAUAUAGUUGUCCCUGUGGACACGUUUCACCUACAUAACAUGUUUCAGGAUGUAAUAAAACAUGAACAACGGUUCGAUUAUAAGCGGGUGCCUGCAGUUAUUGAACUAUGUUUGCAAGCAGGUGCAGAUCUUGAUGAAGAGGAGGUAUCUGCAAACAAGUUGGAGUCUGUAAGUGGUGAAUCUUUGUCAAGUGAUGAUCUGAGGAUGGUAGCCGAUGGAACUUUGAAGGCAUGGGAGGUGCUUCGAUCUGGUGUCCAGAAGUUAUUGAUGGUUUAUCCGGCUAAGGUUUGUAAGUACUGUUCGGAGGUUCAUGUGGGCCCAUCUGGGCAUAAAGCUCGUUUGUGCGGGGUUUUUAAGUAUGAGAGUUGGCGUGGGACUCAUCUUUGGAAGAAAGCUCAAGUGGAUGAUUUGGUUCCUUCGAAGGUUGUGUGGUUCCGCAGGGCUCGGGAUCCUAUCGUUCUUCAGGACAAAUGGCGGUCUUUUUAUGGACACGCGCCUGCCGUGGUGGAUUUGUGUACAAAGGGCGGUGCAAUAGCACCAGCCAAGUAUAAUUGCAUGAUGAAACUGCAGGGAUUAUCAGCAGAUGUUGCAUUCAAACAUGGAAGAUGAGCUUUCAUGGUGGGUGUUGUUGAGUUGGACAUUAGGCUUCAAGAUGCUGCAUUUGUUUUUAGUUUUUUUAACCGUGGGUAUCUGGACCAGCUUGUGUGCACCUCGACUAAUUUCAGGGGAUAUGGAGAACAACCAGGAAAAUCCCUAGUGGCCUUGCUAGACUUAAACCGGUGACCUCAAAAAUCCAAACCUUAUUGUCAGUUGAGCUAACUAUACAAUGUCUGUGGAGGCUCAAACUGACAAUUUAUAGAGAGGAGCUCAAGACCUAGCAUUUAUUUGACGGUCGAGCGGACGCUAAAAUUGAUUCUGAUUCCCGCACAGGAUUGAUUAUUUAUAGGUCGUGGAUUGAAGUGUAAAAUGGAAAUUUUAGUUAUUAUUAUUAUUAUUAGAUUAACUUAUUAAUUACUAAAUAAUCGAACCA